Messenger RNA from Sebastes umbrosus (honeycomb rockfish), 3134 nucleotides. RefSeq names its product periostin, osteoblast specific factor b (gene postnb). Gene Ontology annotation, molecular function: cell adhesion molecule binding. Bases 46 to 2517 code for a protein of 823 amino acids. Lineage: Eukaryota; Metazoa; Chordata; Actinopteri; Perciformes; Sebastidae. Gene Ontology annotation, cellular component: extracellular matrix. The transcript has 22 exons. The record is from RefSeq and is a predicted model, not a curated record. Gene Ontology annotation, biological process: extracellular matrix organization; cell adhesion.
GCUCCCAUCACUCUGGGUCUGGAGGGGCUAGCUAGGAAAUCAAAGAUGAAGCUCCUUUUUGUAGCUGCCUUUACACUCUUUGUGCUCUCUACAUUUGACAAGGCUGAAUCUUCAGCUUAUGACAAAAUAGUCGCCCACAGUCGCAUUAGGGCAAGAAAAGAAGGACCCAAUGUCUGCGCGCUCCAGCAAGUCAUGGGGACCAAGAAGAAGUACUUCAGCACUUGUCGUAAUUGGUACCAAGGGGCCAUCUGUGGAAAGAAAGCGACUGUGCUUUAUGAGUGCUGCCCAGGGUACAUGAAGCUCGAGGGCAUGCGCGGUUGCCCUGCAGUGGCCCCGAUUGACAAUGUGUACGAGACCUUGGGUCUGGUGAAGGCCACCUCAACCCAAAAGUACUCUGAUCUUUCUAAGCUGAGGCCUGAGAUCGAGGGAUCUGGAUCCUUCACCUUCUUUGCCCCCAGUAACGAGGCCUGGGAGCUUUUGGACGAAGAAGUAAGGAGUGCACUGGUCAGCAAUGUCAACGUUGAGCUGUACAACGCUCUGCAUUACCACAUGGCCAACAAACGCUUCUUGACCAAAGAUUUAAAGAAUGGAAUGGCGGUCACCUCCAUGUACAACGACCUUGGUCUCCAUAUCAACCAUUACUCCAAUGGGGUGGUGACUGUGAACUGCGCCAGGAUUAUCUAUGGCAACCAGGUAGCCACCAAUGGAGUUGUGCAUGUCAUUGACCGUGUUAUCAGCGCUGUUGGAAACACAAUCCAGGACGUCAUUGAGGUUGACGAUGACCUGACAACUCUGAGUGAUGUGGCUCUAAACGCUGGAUUCUUGGAGAAGCUGGGUCAGCCAGGACAUUACACUCUCUUUGCCCCCACCAACGAAGCCUUUGAGACUCUGGGCAGCGAAGUGUUGGAGAGACUUCAGGGUGACAAGGAGGUCCUCAAAGCUCUUCUGAAUUUCCACCUCCUGGACUCCGUGCAGUGCUCUGAGGCCAUCAUGGCUGGCACCUCUUAUGAGACCCUGGAGGGCAACAACAUUGAGAUCGGCUGUGAUGGUGAAAGCUUAACAGUCAACGGCAUCAAGAUGGUGCUCAAGAAGGACAUUGUCACCACCAACGGUGUCAUCCACCUUAUUGACAAAGUGCUCAUGCCAGACUCAGCUAAGCAGGUGAUGGAGCUGGUGGGAAGUUCCCAGUCAACCUUUGGUGACAUGGUGUCCGAGCUGGGCCUUUCUGCUGCCAUGAGAGCAGACGCUGAGUACACUUUGCUGGCUCCCCUCAACGUUGCCUUCAAUGAUGAAGUGAUGUCCAUGGAUCAGAGGUUGCUCAAGAGCAUCCUGGAGAGCCACAUCUUGAAGAGCAAGAUUGUCCUGGGACAGUUGUUCAGUGGCCAGCGGCUGGAGACCAUCGCAGGGAAAUUUCUGAGAGUCUUCAUCUAUCGCACAGCUGUGUGCAUUGAGAAUUCCUGUCUGGUAAGAGGCAGUAAAGAAGGAAGCAAUGGGGCCCUUCAUCUCAUGAGGACUCUGUUGAAACCGGCGGAAAAAUCUAUGUUUGAGAUUCUGACAGAAAAUGGAGGGUUCAAGAUCUUUUUGUCUCUGAUGGAAGCCGCUGAAUUGACUGACCUGCUGAAACAGGAGGGAGACUUUACUCUGUUCGCCCCAAGCGAUAAGGCUUUUGCUGGUUUGAGCGACAGUGAUUUGUCCUUGUUGAAGAGUGACAUAAAUGCCCUCAGAACCAUCCUUUUGUAUCACAUCAACAAUGGUGUCUUCAUUGGUGGCGGUUUGGAGGCUGGGGUGACAAACCUUCUCAAGUCUCUUCAGGGCAGCAACCUCAGAGUGAUGCUUGCUAACAGCUCUAUGCAAGUGAAUUCGGUCCAAGUCCCUGAAUCUGAUAUCAUGGCCACAAAUGGAGUCAUUCACUUCGUCAACCAAGUCUUGUAUCCUGGAGAUAUCCCUGUUGGAAGCCAGGAUUUCCUCAUGCUACUGAGGAGGCUCAUCACUUACAUGCAAAUCAAGUACAUUUCAGGAUUCAGAUAUCAGGAAAUCCCCCUUACAUUUAUGAAGAGGAUCAUCACUCGUGUCGUCCAGGAAGUUCCUGAUGUAACCAAAGUGACGAGGGUUAUUCAAAGUGAUCCCCUUAUCACCAAAGUGACGAGGGUUGUUCAAGCGGACCCCACUAUCACCAAAGUGACGAGAAUUGUUCAAGCUGACCCCGUUGUCACCAAAGUGACGAGGGUUGUUCAAGCGGACCCCAUUGUCAGCAAGGUUACCAGAGUCAUUUCAAGUGAGAGCAGGGUCAGCAGAGUCAUCGAAGGUGACCCCACCUACACCACGGUCACCAGAGUCAUUGAAGGCCCUCAGUACUCAGCCAGCUCUGGCACCACCAACAUCGCCCUGGAAGAAACUGACCUUUCAAACCUUGAAGGGGAUAGUGAAAGAAUUACCCAAAUGAUCCAAGAAGGCAGUACAAGAAGAACUGGUUCCCGAAGAGUUGUAGCUGGCAACAGGAGGAGGGGAAGGAACUGAGCAUGGACGGAUGAGAAUAUCAACGUUGUAAAGGCAGAAAGAUACCGAACCCAGCGGUUGAAACUUUGAUACAGGGGAUACACUUAAGAUGUCAGUGAUUCCAGAUAUACUGUAAAAGUUAUAGUUGAUAAAAAAUAAAACUAUUCUCAUGAACAAUUUAAUGGUGCUUUGAAUGUAUAUCUGUUAGGCUGUAAUUUCUGAAAAGAGUUCAGCAUAUGUAAACAGUGUUCAAAUUAACAUUUUGGCAUGACUUUAAAGACACAGAGCAAGUCAGGGUAGCAAUAAACUAUUUUAAAUCCAAGCCAUUAGAGUAGCUUUAAAAAACAUUUCAGCUCUAAACUUCUCUAUGCUUUUUGCUCAAGGUGAAGGUUAAAAAUAGGAGAUUUUACGAGCUGUUUGGGAAGAUGUAUAAAGCUCAGCAUUAUAAAGAUUGAAAAAGAAAUGAUGGUGUGUUUUCAGACUUAAACUGUUCCAUUCUUUUCAUUUCUGUGGCUGUAAAUUUUGUCUAUGCUUGUAUCAUUUGGAUCGAUGUUUCCAAUUGCAGAUUGUUUCCUUUCUAUUUUUUAAACAUCUUCCAAUAAAGUGCAUUCUUUUAUAUACAUAUGUCAAUUUGAAAA